Morone saxatilis (striped sea-bass) is the source of this 1240-nucleotide messenger RNA. It is a transcript of the gene mrpl19, whose product is annotated as mitochondrial ribosomal protein L19. Gene Ontology annotation, molecular function: structural constituent of ribosome. The coding region runs from base 53 to 913 and encodes 286 amino acids. Gene Ontology annotation, cellular component: ribosome; mitochondrial large ribosomal subunit. Gene Ontology annotation, biological process: translation. The transcript is spliced from 6 exons. Lineage: Eukaryota; Metazoa; Chordata; Actinopteri; Moronidae. The record is from RefSeq and is a predicted model, not a curated record.
UUCCCCCACACGGCUUCCGUACAAGUUCGCGUGUGACUACAGAAGGUCAGUCAUGGCAGCCUGUGCGAAGGAGUUCGGCAAAUGUGUGUUUUCCCUGAGGUUACUGCGAAACCUCCAGCUCCAAAAUGAACGGUGCCUGUCCACGUCUGUGUGUCGUCUUGCCGAGGGGACCAACAGAGAGCAGCCACCAAAAUUCACCCCUCCAUCUAAACCUGUCAUUGUGGACAAAACAGCGACUGUGGAGUCCCAGCGAGAGUUUCUGAGCCCAGAGUUCAUCCCUCCCAGACAGAGGACGAAUCCCUUUAAGUUUUACAUUGAGAGGAAAGACAUGAUUCGCAGGAGGAAAGUGCUCAACAUCCCUGAAUUCUACGUAGGGAGCAUCCUGGCAGUGACCAUGGCCGACACGAAUGCCAGUGGGAAAACUAACCGCUUUGUUGGCAUCUGUAUCCAGAGGGGUGGGAAGGGGCUGGGAGCCACAUUUGUACUGAGGAACAUCAUUAAUAACCAAGGUGUGGAGAUCUGCUACGAGCUGUACAGCCCUCGUAUCCAGGGUAUUGAGAUACUGAAGCUGGAGAAGAGGCUGGAUGAUAACCUGAUGUACCUGAGAGACGCUUUGCCUGAGUACAGCACUGUGGACCCGGACAUGAAGCCUGUGGCCUUCGCCGCCACUGGAGAGGUGCCUGUCAACAAGCUGAAGGUAAAGAUGCGUCCAAAGCCGUGGUCCAAACGCUGGGAGCGACCCAAGUUCAACAUCCAAGGCAUACGCUUUGACCUGUCCCUGACUCCAGAGCAGAUGGAGCACGCCCAGAAGUGGGCACAGCCUUGGCUGGAGUUCGACAUGCUGAAGAAGUACGACAACUCUAGACUGGAGAAGGAGAUUCUCAGAGAGGUCAAGGAGGAGAUGGGCAAAUGAGGACAAUGCCUUCUAAAACAUUCUUCAGUUUUUACCAUCAACACAGACUUUUUCAGGAAUGGGAAAAAACUGAGCUAUGAGGUUUGCUUGGAAUUGGAACACUCUGCUGGACUGUGAUCGGUUUUAAGUUUAUCCAGAUGGCUCACUUCUGCAAUACCAGUUUAUAUAAGGAGGAGCCAAUAUGGAAACUGGUGUUGUACUCUGAGGAAUCAUGCUGCUUUCUUUUUGUCUUGUUAGUCUGCAGUAUAUGAGUUUUCAACAUCACUGGCGUUUUAGCACUCUGCAGAUCCAUUAAGUGGUUUCAAUAAUAAAAGAUGUUAAACCUUC